GACGCGCCUUCCCUAGCAAGGGGCUCAGGGCAGGUUUACAACCUAGGGAGCUCUAAGGAAUUGCUCAUGCUAUUGGAUCAUUGCUUGUUGGGGUUCUAGGAGAUGACAGGGGAGGGAGACAGGUGGGAGCUAUGGUUAAAAUGGAAAAACACAUCGGUUCCCCCGUGUAUCCCUCGCUCUGAGUUAGGCUUGGCUGGCUUGGCUGAACGUUGUUGGAUGAUGAUUUGAAUGUACCAAGGAAAAAGAAGUACGCAGUCCCACCCUCCCUUCCCUACCUUAUGUCCUAAUGUUUGGGGUGGAAAGGGAUGCCUUUGGAGUUAGGACAGGGGUGACAACUCUUAAAACAGCUCCAAGUGUAAAUCUGUGACCAGCAUCCUUGCACAGACUGCUGCUCAGGCAUCCCAACCCUCUUGACCGGAACAGGUCCUCAAGCCUCCAUUCGUGACCUACUUAUUCCAGACAGUAUUUGAUUAGGAAUUCAUUAUAAUAGCAAUGAACUCGUGGGAAUUCAGCUAGAUGAUCUGAGCCAUUUGAGAAAUGGCUACCUUUUAGCAUCUGGAUGGAGUUUGUGCCCUGGUGUCUGGUUGGAUCGUUGCUGCUUUGGGGAGAGGAUUGAACUGAUUGCCCUUGCUGCUUUCAGCAGGAAUCCCUUCUGUUUGGUUUCCACUGGAGGUCGUUGUCAUCCAUACUUCCUUGGAGUUUGGUACUUUGAGCCUUCUCUCGAUGAUGGGCAGGUCAGAGAAUGGUGAAGACACAUGCAUCUGUUCCGUGUAAAAGCUGAAGUAUGAAGCCAGAGCCAGGCAGGAUCAGGCCUUAGGUGGGUAGAUGAAGAUAGUCAGGAGGAUGGGAUGGGAUGGUUGGAGAGUUGUCUUUGAAAGGCUACUGUGUGCACCAGUGUUCUGGAUCAGAUAGGCUUGACUAGGUGCUGAGAUUUUCUGUGUUCAGUACAGGAAAUAGGCUCCUCCAGGGAGAAUUUACUGAUCCUUCUGUGCAAUCUGCUUCCUCUUCCGCUGACUCCUGGAUGAAGUAAAUCCCCCAGAAGAGUGAUCCUUCCGUCUGCUAAGGCUUGGCCUGAAAGAACCCUCUUGUCAUCCAGCCUUCACUGACUGUCCCUGAGGCUGGUGCCUUGUGGGUCACUUUGACUCCACAUUUCAGGAGAGCGGAACCAGUGGGACGAUGCUCCAAGUGGCAGACAGAGUCUUGGAGGCGGCAUGGGGGUGGGAGAUAUGACUGUGAAAUCAAAGGCUACGCCAUGCUGGUGGGAGGAUUUGCAGGUGUUCCCAAAUCAGUGACAGAGAAAAGGGAAUGUCAUUAAUGACUUCUUAUAUUUGGAGGGGGGAAAACGUUCUUUGUCAAAUGAAAGAAUCCAUCUCUGGCUAAUGACAGCAUGGCAUUCUGAGACUCUCCUCCUCAGUGUGGGGGUUGACAGCAACGCAAAGCCUGUGCAUCUCAGCCCCGGCCCAUCCCAAGGCUCAGCAUUUCCCCAAGUUUCCCACUGAAUGUGGAUCCAUUCUCCGAAUGAUUCUCUUUCAGCAUAUCAAUUCCCAAGUAAUUAUUAUUUACCCAAGAGUAGGUCUGAUGCAUAUUCAUGCUGUCUUAUUAGCAAAGGGCAUCUGAAUUUGAAGUCUCAGCUGAGUGCUAGAGAGAAAUCAGUUGCAAGUGUCAUAUCUACAAGCGGCGUUGUGGCAGUGGAAGGAAGCACUCAGCCUACACUCAGUCAGACACACAACUUGUCACAGGUCAGCCUCCAUCAGGGCCAAACCUAAGAGUGGGUUUCUGGCAUAGCAAGUAUCUGUCUUAACAAAACCUCCCUGCCCUGCCCUAUUCUAAUUGCCUCUCCCCUAGAAGGCGUUGGAUCUAAGGAAAGGGAACCGUGUAGUGUUCCAGAUCCCUUUCGUGAGCCUCUCUCUACGUUGUAGGCGAUUCGCCAGGUUGGCCAGUCCAAGCCUCUCAUUUGCUCAGAAUCUAUUGGGUGUAGCUGGCAAGUGAGCGGCUGGACCCUCGGCUCAAGCAGGAAUACGACAAAAGGCUGCCGUAGGUGACGACUUUGAGCGGUAGACCUUUGAACUUUCCGUCGAACUUGACGUAAGGUCAUCUGAUGGCUUCUUGAGCAUAGUCCUCUACCCUGUCCCUGCCAUUGUCCUUAAGUCACUCUCUGGCCACCUGCCUUCCAUCUUCAUCUUAUAUCUACUGCCAGGGACACAGGAGGGUACAACUGUACUCUCAGCUGGCCCUUGUCCCCCGUCUUGCAGGUGGGUUCAGUCUUAAACCAGCCUCUGUAGCGCCGUUCCUCCGUUCCUCUGUAGGAUUUGAUCAAAGGACUUUCUGUCAUUGUCCCCAUCUUUGGGUCUAAGCAGUUAUGUAUGGCAUGCAAGCAGGCUGAUGACAGGGCACCCUGGCAUCUACCAUGGGCCUGCAACGGACCAGCUGCAAUACCCCUGGUUCUUCCGCAGGACCGAUUAGUUCCCUAGGGGGAUGUCAACUUUCUCUUGUUCUUUCAGCCAGCUGCUGGCAUGCAGCAAGGUGUCUCAUUGAAUCACUCUAGUGGUCCCCAGAACUCAGCAGUUGUAACAGUCAUCUCAGGGUUUGGGGUGAGAACGUUUCCCUUUCUCUGAGCUCCCAAACCCUCCUGUAUUCCUUCUUAGUCUAAAAUCUAAGGGUAAAGCCCCAAUUUCUUGCAAAUAAUGUGUGCUCUUAAAGCCGCUUACUGCAUUCUUUAUGGCCCCCACUGCCGUGGCUCUCACGCACCCAGCUGAUGUGGCUGUUUGCCUUCGGGACCAUAGUUCGUUCUUUUUGAUGUUGUCGUGACUUUUUCUAAGAUCUCAAGCCCUCUUCCAGCCUCACCUCAAUUCCUUCAGUGCUGAUCUUGAUCAGGCCUUCUUUGGCCUUAAACACGUAUGAGCAAAGAUGGUAUUAACCAACUCCAAAGGGUUUCCAGGUCAUUCUGCAGUGCGUAAAUAGCGAAUUACCCUAGUCCCUCGGAGACUCUCCCAGCCCAGCAUGAGGCUCGCCUGGCUGCAUUAGCUUCCGCUUUUACCUGGACCAGAAGUUCAAGGGUGUGGAUGAAAAACAGAGCCACACCUUGAAUCGUACCUGGGAUGUAGUUGUUGCCUGCAUAGCUGCAUGCUGGGCCUGCCUGGCUCCAGGACUGUGGCUGAUUGACAACAGUUAAGUGGGCCAGACAUGUUUACAGUUUGCCAAGCCCUAGCCUAGCUCUUCGGAAAAUGGUAGUGAAGCUCAUUGUUGCUAUUUAAAGACCUCCUCUGCCUGUUGCCACUUCCGCUUAUUUAGGAACAAGUAAUUUGUUAUUUAUGCUUUGUGAUAUUGUGUGUUGUGGUUAGAGAAACAGCGCUGAAAACUGCACCCCCAGCCUGGCCUGCCACGUAGCAUUCGUUCUUGUGGCUUCUCCCAGUCCCCAGUCUUGCCCAAGUCCCUGGCCUAAUGCAUGCUGAGACAGCGCUGCCUGCCUCUGCUUUAUCUGGUAUAGGGAAGUGGGGGGGGGGGAUUGCUCUGGUUAUCCCUGCUGCCAUUUCCAUGUGCCUGCCACUCCCUGACUUCAGCCUGGCCCUGCCCCCACUUCUGAUGGAGGAGCUGGAGUCCAGGUUCACUUGCUGAAGGAUCAGUUGGCUGCUGAGGCUGCGGCACGGCUGGAGGCCCAGGCGCGAGUGCACCAGCUCCUGCUGCAGAACAAAGACAUGCUCCAGCAUAUCUCUCUGCUGGUCAAGCAAGUGCAGGAGCUGGAGCUGAAGCUGUCAGGACAGAAUGCCAUGGGCUCCCAGGACAGCUUGCUGGAGAUCACCUUCCGCUCAGGUGCCCUGCCUGUGCUCUGUGAACCCACCACCCCUAAGCCAGAAGACCUACACUCGCCGCUGCUCGGUGCUGGCUUGGCUGACUUUGCCCACCCAGCGGGCAGUCCCUUAGUUGACCACAGCAUGUUUGAGAAUCUGAACACAGCCCUCACUCCAAAGCUCCAGUCCAGCCGUUCCUUCCCGCACCUGUCCAGAACUAUGGCCCCAAACUCCAUCACCCCUGGCUCUGCAGAACCAGGAGGACCAGGACUGAGGGUGGGCAGCAGUCAACACCUUAAGAACCUGGGCAAAGCCAUGGGGGCCAAGGUCAAUGACCUCCUGCGAAGAAAGGAGCCCUCAAGCCUGGGCAGUGUGGGUGUGACGGAGAUUAACAAGACCGCUGGGGCCCAGCUGGCUGGUGGGGAAGAUGUGGCCUGUGGAGCCUGGCUAGAGGAUGAAAGGUCUGUCCAAGAAGCCUUCCCUCUGCUAGAACCUCCACCUCCCAUAACCCGGAAGCGAACCCCUCGGGCUCUGAAGACCACCCAGGACAUGCUGAUCUCAUCACAGCCUGUCCUAAGCAGUCUCGAAUACGGGACGGAAUUGUCACCUGAGCAGGCCCAGGACUCUCCCCCCACUGCCCCGCCUGUCUCUGCAGAUACCUCUCGGCCAGAGUCUAUCAGUGAAGUGGGAGACAGGGAAGAGGCUCUGCCCAAUGGGGAGGUGUCCCUGUUGGUGCCUGACCUAAUACACAAGAGCAACCAGGAGGAACCCAAGCUGAAAGCUAAUGAGUGCAGAAAAACCUCCUCCCUGGCUCCCAUUGAGAGGAAUGGCCUCAAACUCAGCUUGAGCCCCAUCAGCCUGGCUGAGUCCUUGGAGAACAACAGCCCACCUCCACAGGCACGGACCUGCAGCCUUGACAAGGAGGGGCUUCACCCAGACCUGCUGUCCUUCGAGUAGUGCGUCUUGUCUUCCCUGCUGAGCACGUUCUUCACUGUGUCCUCCACUGCACACAGGUCCUUUGUCCCAGCUCUGCCACGCCCUCAUCUUCCUUGUGGAAGGCAGAGCAGAGCCCCCCUUUUCUACCUAAGGGAUUUGCGGGACCAGAUGGCCAGAAGUAGUCCCAGUUAAGGAGUCUGCAGAAUGGCAAAGGAUCCUACUUCUCUGUAAGAUCUUCUGGCUGUUGCUGGGACUCAUCAUCCACUCUCAGGCUUGUCCCAGCUUCCUACAGAAUUAUGGGGCCACCAGCCUAGGAGGAUGGGCCUGGCAGAAAUUCUCUUUGCUGUCUGAUUAGAUGCAUAUGCUCUCUGUUCUUUCAUUCCCCACCCCAAUCCCUGAUUCUGCCCCUUUCCUCCAUAAUGGUGCCAGGACUCCCUGCCUUGAUGGCAGUACUGCUAGGGAAGAUUGGUAGGUUUGGCUUGGUAAUGGGCAAGGCCUGACUGCAACCUGAUCAUAGUUCCUUCAGUCUCUAGGCCACGUGGAGCCCGAGCCACCAUCAUUCCUCUGUUUCUGGGUUAGGGCUAGAGGAUGUUCUUUCCAGGCUUGGGACCUUGAGGACUACCUCAAAGGUUGAACCUUGUCACCAGGGUCCCCAGGGUUUUCCCAUCCAGUUAGAUGUAGCCCUACCUCUCUGGAUAGACACUUAGGAAAAUGGUAUGGGCAGUUGUGCUGGGGUUCGUGUGUGUGUGUGUGUGUGUGUGUGUGUGUGUGUGUGUGUGUGUGAAGACGGGGGUAGGCAAGCCCCUGCAGAAGCAGCAAAGAGUGUUCUGAUGUUAAAAAGGAGAGCUUGGGAACAUGGACUGGGCCUAUAAGAGCCAAGAGCAGAGAUCACAGAGAAGAGUGAAGUCAGGACUGAGAAGGGGAUCACUGAGAAUCAGGGUAGCUUCUCAGGCCACUCCCCACCCAGAAGGAGGCAGUGCCAGGGCCUGGGAAGAGUGUGUGGGAGCCAGGGUGGAGCAUGUGAGAGACUGGAAUGUGCUGAGGGCUGUGGAGGCAGAGCAGAUGCUGGCGAGUGUGUGUGUGUGCUGCUUUAUGCUUGUGCUGAGGUUGCCUGAAUUCCCUGCAGCCCCAGGCCUGCCCAGAGAUACCCAAGCUGCUGUCCUUCAUCCAGGUAAGGGCAAUCUUCCUCUGCUUCUGCUCGCAGGAUUUGUGUAAGGAACCAACAAGGCUUAUCGACCCUUGACCAGCCCCUGCCUUCCAGGUUAACUUGCUUUGUAUUCCUUUCUCCCUCCAGGGGCCCUAUCGUGCUGUCUUCCCGUGGCCUGGAGGCUCUGUAGUGACCCCAGCCACAAGGGUCUUUGUAGCCAGAAGAGGACAUCCCUAUUCUUGAACAAAGAGGUCAGAGCCCCACAAGAAGGCUGGAGAUGGUACAUCCAGCCAGGGCAGGCCAUGUAGCAGUUUUCUCUACUCUCUGUGGUCCUCCCCUUUUCUGCUUGCUUGGCUCACGGGUCUCACUUCCCAGUUCAGCAUCACCAAUGGGCUGCCCUCCUCCCAACCAGCAGACAUCUGAGCUAACUCCUACAGAACCAGAAGAGGAGGCCUCAGCAGGAUCCCUGGGAUGAGGUUUCUUUUCUCAUUUACUUGUUUAAGCAGCUGUAUGGCUUCAGCCAUCUCUGCCCUCUGACCCAUCCCAGCUCCCUACAAAGUCCUAUCUCUCCCUCUCAGAUGAGAACCCGUGUAGCCAGGCAUCUGAAGGCCCUGGUGGAGUAUACAGGACUGUUAGCACAUAUGUAUCACAUGUGCCUUGCUCCAAGAGCAUCCCAAAGAUGUGACAUCUGACCCUAAAGUCGGAGAAGUCCUUAGAACUAGACUUUGAGGACCUAUGAAUUUUCCCAGAAUGAUUUGUGAUUACGCAAAACAGAGAGAGUUCAGGCUGUGGGGUGGGAAGUCUAAGCAUGCACCAGAGAACAAGUCCAGUAUAACCUGAGCUCUCCAUACCAGAAUCUUGGUUUGCUCCUCUAAUGGGAAGCUCUGCCAGUGGCUGCCCAAUGGGGCUGUUCCUCCCCAAAGAUGAAGUGAUAAGGUUGCCUAAGACCGAUAACAUGAGGCUUGGCUUACCUAAGCAAUCAGGCCACUGCUGGAGUCCUGGCCCUCGGGCCCAGAUUUGCCAAGAGACCCCACCAUAUUGUCCCAAGACCCCUGUAAAGGAAACUUUACAGUACUUUAGAUGGCAUUUGAUGUUGAAUUAGGUGCCAUGGAUGUCGUCUUGGCCAUCUCCCUGCUACAGAAGUGAUGCUGCUACCUCAGAAGGUCCUUUGAGACUGAGCCUUUUCUUAAAUGCUGCAGAUAUGGCCUGGUGCUAGGGGCUAAGUGCUUCCCAGGGACCAGCAGGAACAAAUCCUCUUGAGGGCUUUGACUCACACCAGUUCUUCCAUCUAGGGCCGCGACAGGCUCACUGACCAUCUCAGCAGUCUGGACUGCAGCACGGCAGCCUUCACAGUGAAUCGAGAUCCCCUGGGGGGCUUAGUUUUUGCGUAGCUUGAUCUGCAUGGGGGUGAGGGUAGGCUAAUGGAGAGGAAUGAAGGAUAUGAAUUCUAUGUUUAAAGAAGCUGGGACCUUUGAGCCUUUUCUUCCACUUCUUUCCAGCCCCAUCGUAUACCCCUGUUCAGUCCAUAGCUUUACCGUGAUAGAGCGAUCACAAAGUAAGCUUCUAGAAGCCUGGAGAGAAGGUAUCCCCUCCCCUGUCCCAGCCCACUCUUCUCUCUAGAAAUGUAUCUGUGAAUGUUCUGUAUCUGGGAGAUAUGAAGACAUGUGUUUCGAAUCCAUCAUCUUUUACAGAGCAGGGUUGGUCCCUGUUCGGAAGAACAAGAUUAUAGUUCUAUUCUGGGUAUUUUUUAGAGAGUUCAUAUUUAUAUUUUUAGAGAUUUUUUUCUUGUAGAAGGAAAUUACAUAAUAAAAUGGUAAUGUGUUUU
This is a messenger RNA of Microtus oregoni (creeping vole), 7696 nucleotides long. RefSeq names its product carboxyl-terminal PDZ ligand of neuronal nitric oxide synthase protein-like. Gene Ontology annotation, molecular function: nitric-oxide synthase binding. The transcript has 5 exons. NCBI's taxonomy places the organism in Eukaryota, Metazoa, Chordata, Mammalia, Rodentia, Cricetidae. The record is from RefSeq and is a predicted model, not a curated record. Bases 3696 to 4745 code for a protein of 349 amino acids.